AUAGAGGAGUGGAUAAUAAACUCUCUCUCCCUCUCUCCCUCCCUCUGCACCUCUAGCAGCAUGCAAUUUCUUUGAAGAAAACCCCUCCAAGCCUUUCUAUGGCUUCCUUGCCCUCAGUUGCUCUCAGUGGCACUCUCAAACUCGACCAAGAAUUCCGAAAACACCCCACAAAUUUUCUUCCUUCCGAAAAGAGCGCAAAUGUUUCGUAUCCGAAAAGUCAGACAAUCACCAAUUCAGAUCGAAGUUCGGAACUCCCCAAGUCUCUGGAUUUCCGAGAAGCGCUUUUGAUGAUUAGAGAGGGGGAUAAGGUUGAAUCAACUCACUAUGUCCCUGUCUUGCAAGAAUGUAUACACAGGAAUUCGGCUUCAGAAGCGAAAGUUGUGCAUGCCCACAUCAUAAAGACCGGAACCCACCAAGAUUUGUUUGUCACAACAUUCCUUGUCAAUGUUUAUGCAAAAUGUAGAAUCAUGGAAAGUGCACGUAAAGUUUUUGACAAUCUGCCUGGGAGGAACGUUGUUUCGUGGACAAGUUUGAUAACGGGUUAUGUUCACAAUUCGCAGCCAGAAGUUGCAAUUCGGGUUUUCAAAGAAAUGCUGGAAGCCGGGGCUUAUCCUACGAAUUACACCCUAGGAAUUGUUUUGAAUGCUUGUUCUUCUUUGCAGUCCUUAAAAUUAGGGAAGCAGUUGCAUGGCUAUAUAAUCAAAUACCAGAUCGAUUUUGACACUAGUACCGGCAACUGUCUUUGCAGUUUAUACUCGAAAUGUGGAAGCUUGGAAUCCAGUAUUAAAGCGUUCAAGAAAAUCGAGGAAAAAAAUGUUAUCUCGUGGACUGCAACCAUAUCCGCUUGUAGUGAUAACGGUGAUGCUGCAAGAGGUUUGAGAUUUUUCACUGAGAUGCUUUCCGAGGGCGUUGGACCUAAUGAGUAUACCCUAACCAAUGUCUUGAGCUUGUGUUGUGUAAUGCUGUCACUGAGUGUGGGGCAACAGGUUCACUCGUUAAGCAUAAAACUUGGCUACGAAUUGAACCUACCAAUCAAGAACGCUAUCAUGUAUUUAUACCUCAAAUGUGGACAGAUUAAUGAGGCUCGAAAGUUGUUUAAUGGGAUGGAAGCUAUCAGCUUGGUUACAUGGAAUGCAAUGAUUGCAGGCCAUGCACAAAUUAUGGAUCUUGCACAGGACGAUGUUUCAGCGUACCAAAGCGGAACUGAAGGACUCAACAUUUUCUUGAAACUGAACCGUUCAAGCUUGCAACCGGAUUUGUUCACCUUCUCGAGUAUCUUAGCUAUAUGUAGUGGUUUAGUGGCCUUAGAACAGGGAGAACAGAUUCAUGCUCAGACCAUUAAGACGGGGUUUCUCGAAGAUAUGGUAGUAGGCACUGCCCUAGUCAAUAUGUACAACAAAUGUGGCAGUAUUGAGAAAGCAAGUAAAGCUUUUGUGGAGAUGUCUACGAGAACCUUGAUAUCAUGGACAACUAUGAUUGCAGGUUUUGCGCAGCAUGGCCGGACUCAGCAAGCACUGCAGCUCUUUGAGGAUAUGAGAAUUGCAGGAGUAAGGCCGAAUCAGAUUACUUUCGUGAGUGUUCUCUCGGCUUGUAGCCAGGCUGGGAUGGUCAACGAAGCUCUUGGUUACUUUGAGAUGAUGAGAAAAGACUAUAAGAUUAAGCCUGUGCUGGAUCAUUUUGCCUGCUUGAUUGAUAUGUACGUGAGGAAGGGUCGGUUGGAGGAAGCGAUUGACCUGGCAAAGAAAAUGGAUCCUCAAGCGAACGAGUUUAUAUGGUCGAUCUUGGUUGCAGGGUGUAGAAGACAUGGGAAUUUAGAAUUGGGAUUUUAUGCUGCUGAAAGGUUGCUCAAGCUAAAACCAAAAGAUACAGAGACUUACACAUUGUUGUUGAAUUUGUACCACUCUGCAGGAAGAUUGAAGGACGUUGCUAAGGUGGAGAUGAUGAAAGAGGAGAAGCUUGAAAAAUUAAGGGACUGGAGCUGGAUUAGCAUUAGAGACAAGAUCUAUUCGUUUCAACCGAACGAUAAUUUACAUCCUUACAGCGCAGACACACAAAAAUUCGUACAAAGUUUGAUUGAUCGAGUCAGGAGUCUUGGAUAUCAGUCACUAGAAAUUUUGGAAGUAACCGAUGAGGAGGAUGAAGAGCAGACUUCGAUUCCAACCGCUUAUCAUAGUGAAAAGUUAGCGAUUGCUUUUGGAUUGUUGAACAUGCCAAAUGCUGCACCAAUUCGGGUCAUCAAGAGCAUCGUUAUGUGCAGAGAUUGCCAUAAUUUUGUUAAGUUUGUGUCAUUACUGACUGGUAGGGAGAUGAUCAUUCGAGACUGCAAGCGCCUCCACAGAUUUGUGAAUGGAACAUGUUCAUGUGGGGACUUCGGAGGUGCUAUUUGAUUCAGGAUAGAAAAAACAUGCCGAAAAGCUCUUGUUGCAUUUUGAUAUAUCAUUAAUGUUGAAGGAGAUAUGCAUGGCACAGCUGAGCCUUGGUUCUUAUGGCGAGUGAUAAGGCAUGCUGUAGGAGCUGGUGUAAUGACCAUUUAGCCCACUUAGAGGGAAGAAGUCCCGAAUUCAAAUCUCAUGAACGACAAAAAGUUGAACGAAACAAAAUGACUCAUUUGAUACUACAAAAUUUCACUGGGAAAUCAGAUUGUCAUCAA
This is a messenger RNA of Pyrus x bretschneideri (Chinese white pear), 2650 nucleotides long. Its product is annotated as putative pentatricopeptide repeat-containing protein At5g52630. Lineage: Eukaryota; Viridiplantae; Streptophyta; Magnoliopsida; Rosales; Rosaceae. Gene Ontology annotation, biological process: RNA modification. The record is from RefSeq and is a predicted model, not a curated record. Gene Ontology annotation, molecular function: zinc ion binding; protein binding; RNA binding.